Messenger RNA from Hypoxylon trugodes, 4809 nucleotides. Its product is annotated as RdRP-domain-containing protein. Gene Ontology annotation, molecular function: nucleic acid binding; RNA-directed RNA polymerase activity. Bases 274 to 4560 code for a protein of 1428 amino acids. Gene Ontology annotation, biological process: siRNA processing. Gene Ontology annotation, cellular component: nuclear RNA-directed RNA polymerase complex. The transcript has 2 exons. NCBI's taxonomy places the organism in Eukaryota, Fungi, Ascomycota, Sordariomycetes, Xylariales, Hypoxylaceae. The record is from RefSeq and is a predicted model, not a curated record.
AGCAUACAUCGCCGACAAUCUUUCUAGUGCAGCCCGCUUUCUUUAAGCCGUCAAUUAUCCAUUCGCUCUUAUUUACCUUGAGGGGGCAUUCUACGCCGUCAUUUCGACAUUCAAGAUACUAAUCUUAUUAUAUUCACGUCUCUAGCUUUGUGAGUCGGUGCCGGGCCAGCACGCGCAACUCACUCACCACGCCGCCACUGCUAUCUACGCUUCAAUUGGCACAUAGUGUUAACAGCUUCCCAGUCAGUGUCACGCCUAACUCACCAAGGCCUGAUGAAUCACUCCUCGCAUCCUGCCCAAGGGGGCUCACCUCCGGUUGAGCUCCCCAUUUCAGAAUUCCCUAGUGUCAGCAUCAGAAACGCAGAGGAAAGCAAAGCAUCUACUACAAAAGAUACCGAUCAAUCAUCUAGCAUUAGCGAUUCUAUGCACACUUUACCCCCUCAAAAACAACCUCGCUUUGUCCUACCCUAUCGACGGGAGUCAACCAACCAGAAAUCCUCACAAAACAGUGAAACGCAAUACGAUCUUGCGUCUAGCGGAGCUUCUCAAACAGUGCCCCAAAGGCCUAAGUCGAUUCCAGGCCAACUAUCACACCCUAUUAGUGCCAGAACUUAUUCUGCAGCAGGAAGUAGAAGAAAUCCUACCAGUAUGAAUGGUAAAUCUGGGCAAGGUCCACACUUAUCAGCUUUGGAUACCAGUUUCAAACCACAAUGGACAGACUGGGACAGCAUCAGCCUUCGUAUAAGAGGUCUCCCACCUCAAGCGACACCUCUGGAAAUACGGACAAUCUUUAAGGUUUAUGGCGAACUCGACUACGUGGAACUUUUUAAGGGAAGACGCGGAGAACGAGAUGGAGCCGCACGUAUCUGUUACACCCCGCCUCCCUCCAAGCAGUUCUGGAAUGAUACUAUGAACCUUACGGUCUCGAACCAAAAUGUUAGAGUAAGGAUUGAGCUCAUGGAAGACCGGCGUAAUCGUCAAAUCCGUGCAUCGAAUGGCCGUGUUUAUCCAUCAUUAAUGCGCAUAACGAUGGAGGCCUUGCAAUUCGGCAUGCUGACCCGCGAGAACGAAAUGAUGCCGCUGCAAACGGUCCGGAACGACAAGAGAGGACAAUUUUUCCUCGCAACUAACUUACAAAGCAAGAAACUUGAGAUCUUAUUUGCGUGCAAUAUCAAGGAUCCACGUCGUGAGAACCCUAGUAUGCGACAUCCUGAACCCAUUGGAAAGUUUGAGUACACUCAAGAGUACAAAACUCAUAUCCCAUUUAUACACCUCAAAAAUCUAGUCGAAAUUGAUGUCGAUGAGGAUACCUGGGCCCUGAUAAUUCCCCUACCAAGCCCACCACUUUUUUACAUCAAGCACGACAGUACUAAUUCUCAUUCGGAGAACAAAAAUUCCUGGUCUAUGCGAGAUGUUUGGAACCGAACGGUCGAUAUUACUUAUGACACAGCAUGGUUCAAGGACGACCCUGUCUCUUUGCGCGGAGUCAAUCAGUUCAUCGAUAUUGGCAGAUGGACUACAUAUCGACUGACCUUCGCAAAGUCCGCUCUUCCAAAUUGGAAAAUGAUGAGAGAAGCCUUGCAAAGUUUCAACAUUGGUAUCGAUCGAACGACCUCGAAGGAAUUCUCGAUAGUCCCUGCGCGGGCAUUGAAUUUCUGGGAUCAGCUCGAGCCUCGGAGAUCUAAUGAUACCAAGUCCGGAUCGAAUCUAGCCCUGCUAGCUGACACCGAAGAUAUCCGUCUCCCCUAUGAUGUUCGAUAUCAGCUUGAAACCUGCAUUUCUCAGGGUUUCUUCAAUGAAGCUAACAUCACAACUGAAUUUUUGCAAAGACUGGCCGACCUCUCCAAGAGCCAUACUAAGCGUCGUAAUAGGGCUAGGGAUCUCCUAUCAUAUGUUUCGCAACCUCGCAUCGGUAAUCGCCCGGAGGACAGCGCGAGGUUAGACGGAAAGAGAAUUUACGACCCGAUGUCGCUCUUCGAGGAUAAGAAAGCUAUGCGACAUUACCCGGAGAUUUCACUACCUGAGCAUUGUCAAUGGGUGAGGAAAGUCGUGGUCACCCCUACGACUAUGUAUCUUAGUAAUCCGGCACCGGAACCAUCGAACCGUGUCCUUCGCCAUUAUGCCAACCAUGAAGACCACUUUAUACGUGUUCAAUUCACCGACGAAAUUACGAAGGGCCGUAUUUUCCCUGCUCCGGACAAUACGAAGGACAAUGCUCUAUUCAAUAGAGUACAUCGAACAUUACGGAACGGUAUUCGCAUUGGCGGUCGUCAUUUCCAAUAUCUUGCUACUGGAAACUCCCAAUUUCGAGAGAACGGCGCGUACUUCUUCUGCCCUACUGACUUUCUGACUUGCGAUAAUAUUCGGGCUUGGAUGGGUGAUGUCAACCACAUCCGUAACGUAGCCAAGUACGCCGCCAGGCUCGGACAAUGCUUUUCAACGACAAGCAUUCCGAAAACAUCACCAAUCGGUCAAACCAUAGUCCAUAUUCAAGAUAUUGAGCGGAAUGGUCGGUGCUUUACCGAUGGAGUUGGGAAAAUUGCACCUAGCCGUGCUAGGUUCCUCGUACAGAAUCUCUCAGCAAAUAAGAGCAAGGCAAUCCCGUCUGUUUUUCAGUUUAGACUCGGAGGUAGUAAAGGAAUUUUGGUACAGUGGCCAGACGUGCCUUUCAAUGAAGUCCACCUUCGACCUUCACAAAAUAAGUUCAAUUCUACUUCCAAAGGCCUCGAGAUUAUCAAGUCAUCCAGAUUUUCUAUUGCGACGUUGAAUAGGCAGACCAUUAACAUUCUAAGCUGUUUGGGUGUGCCGGAUAAAGUUUUUGAGGACAUGAUGAAGAAACAGGUGGCGGAUUACGAACUUGCGAUGGAAGAUCCCCGAACCGCCAUGCAGUUACUCAGCAAGUACGUUGACCAGAAUGGCAUCACUACCACUAUGGCGCAGAUGAUAGCAGAUGGGUUUAUGUUGACUCAAGAGCCAUUCUUCGUGACUGUUUUACAAGUCUGGCGCGCUUGGUCUAUGAGAUUACUCCGAGAGAAAGCUCGAAUAGUAGUGGACCAAGGUGCGUUCGUCUUCGGCUGCGCGGAUGAGACGCGCACUCUCCGAGGACAUUUCGACAAUGUAAAAUCUAGCGAUAAGCAAGAUCCCAACACCUUACCACAAAUCUUCCUGCAGGUACCCAGGGUAGGUGCCAACCCGGGAGAGCAAGGGGAAUAUACAGUAAUUACUGGCAUAUGCAUGCUAGGCCGAAACCCAUCCCUGCACCCCGGCGAUAUCCGAGUUGUACAAGCAGUAGACGUUCCAGCGUUGAGACAUAUUCGCGACGUCGUUGUGUUUCCCACUACUGGAGACCGUGAUAUCCCCUCUAUGUGCUCGGGAGGGGAUCUCGACGGCGACGAUUACUUUGUUGUAUGGGAUCCUCAGCUUAUACCACAUGAGUGGAAUCAUCCUCCCAUGGAGCAUGACGCUUUGAAGCCAAAGGAGGAACAACUCGACCGGGACGUAAGGGUUUCGGAUCUUAUUUCGUUUUUCGUACGAUAUAUGAAGAACGAUGCACUAAGUACAAUUGCCCAUGCACACGUAGCGAAGUCCGAUAUGCUAGAAGAUGGACCUAAGGAUCCACAGUGCAUUGAGCUGGCACGCCUACAUUCCAACGCCGUCGAUUACCCCAAGACCGGCCGAGAGGCGUUGCUAGACGCAUCACUGCGACCGAGGAGAUUUCCACAUUUUAUGGAAAAGCCAGCACAUAAAACUUAUCGAUCGCAAAGAAUCCUCGGUCGGCUCUAUGAUCAGGUAGCAAAGGUAGACUUCAGACCGAAGUUAGACGGCACCUUUGAUGAGAGGAUUCUUCGUCGGUACGUCAUGAAUGAGGAAAAACUGAAGACGGUUAGGAUGGUCAAGAGACAGCAUGACAAGGCUAUGAAACAGAUCAUGAACCAACACGACGUUAGAACUGAGUUCGAAGUCUGGUCGACCUUCGUACUCUCUAAACCUCUAGUCGGAAGUGACUACAAACGACAGGAAUCAAUGGAACCUGUGAUGGUCAACCACAGAGAGCGGUUCAGAGAAGCAUGUGUUAAGUUGGCGGGGUCCCGAGAGAUGAGCGUUCUAUACCCCAUCAUAGCUGCUACCUAUUUCGUCACAUGGGAAGAGGUUCAAGCGAUACAGAAGAAAACAUCAGGCAGCGAGGCGUUAGCAACCGAUGAGAUGCCGCUGAUCAGUUUUCCGUGGAUUUUCGGGCCGGAGCUCGGGAGAAUCGCCACUUCAAAGGAGGAAUUUGCUCUAGAGAAUGUACCAGAGCCGACAAUGGCAUUGCUAGAUGACGAUAAUAGCAAUGACGAGGAUGAAUUCGAGAGGCUUGUCGGUGCUGGCGUAAUCGAGGAUGAAAACAAGAUGGAUGACAACCCUAUGUUCCUCGUGAACGUCGCAAAUAUGAUCAAGGGUGCCCAACAGCAAACAGCACAGAAAACAUCGGAAACACACGGAGAAGAGCUCGUUGAGCUGAAUGAUGAUGGGGAGACAAGCAUGGAUGAAUUGGCGAAAUUAUUGGUUGAGGCAGACUAGUGAUCAUUUUCCUUGAAAAUGCGUUAGCUAGUUACUGGACGAAGGGGGUUGACACUAUAUCAGGUUUGAGGAUUGCUAUUACGGCAACACUUUGCACAUUUUAAAACUUAAAAAGAAACAGAAAAGGAGAAAGGGAUUGUCAGAUAGGGGAAAGUGAGUAACGAAUGCGAUAUGCUCUUUGCAAAUUUAGCUUAUAGGGAUUUAUCUAAGUGACAUUCGCAUUGGUUUUCAUAAUAGUAGAGCGCUAUG